GCCCCUGACCGAUGAUCCUCUAUAAAAACUUGAAAGCCAUCAGCGAAAAAGCAAACUGCCCUUGCUUGUGGCACAGAGCUUUGCGAAAUAGCUGCUCCAUUGGAGCGCACACGAAAAGAUCUCUCCUCGUUUUCAUUAGACUCGCUCUCCAGCCGAACACAUCUCCGUCCCCUUCCAACCUUACACCACGCAAGAAGCACAUUGGCGUUGUUCGCGCAUCGCGCAUCACCGGUGGUACCCACACAACACAAUUUAACGCUCUGGCAUCUGUUUCUCUCUCUUUUUCCCCCUUGUUUGCAAGAAGGAGGAACUCAGGUCCCGCGAUAGCGUGGGACGAACCACAUCUGCUUUGACGCCCUGCCGCACAGUCACGCCGUAUUUCACCAGAACCCACCAGUCAAGGGCUCCGGUUUAGCACAUCCGGCCAGUCGCAGUCGAUAUCGGUACCACUCUCUCGUUUCUUCACGCCUCCCAAUCUUCGGUCGAUUUUCUGGCCGACACGAUUUGGCUCGCCACCUUGCACGUUGCCGGUGUGUACGCGUUUGAAACCCUCUCUGGCAAAUUUACGGUGACUGUGCCGUGGCUGGCUGUGGACUUUUUUCUUGACUUCGCGCAGAGACAAGAGACUUGAUUCCGAAUUGGCAGAUCAGUUUAGAAUGGGGACGAACGUUUGUGUGCUUGUCCUACUGUUGAUGGCGAUGAUGACUGUUGUGUACUGUACUAAAGAUCGCCAACCAAGAGGGUGCAAUGCCAUCUGCAUGUUGAAGUCAUAUACACAUCCGGCCGGCAAGAGAACGAAGUCAGUCGACCUCAAUCAGGAGAGCUACCCUUGGAACCAGGUGGAUGCUGCGCAAACCCAUACAGCUGACGCCAUGACGAAAGAUCAAACGUCAACGUGUAUAUUCGACGAAGUACUGAAAGCGCUUUCGCCGCCAUGGCAGGAGCGACUACUAUCGGUGUUAGAGGGCGCCCUCAUGGAAAACAAGGGGGAACCGAACAAGGAUGGCUCGUUUGACCACUGAGGAGCGCCGUACACCACGAUGCCACUCAUUAUUUUCAUUGACUAGGAUCGUGGCUUAAUCGGAUUGGUUCGAUGACUAUAUAAUGUCGAGAUUAUAUUUUACGAAUAACGAAGCAUUAUAAACACUGUCCUCAAGAGUACUAGACGACGGAAAACGCCAAGACAUUCUCCUGAGCAUUUUGGAAAAUAUCCCAAUGUUUUCUUAAUGUGAAUUUUAGAACAUUGGUGAGAAAUAAACAGUCAAAUUGGUAUCUUUUUUACAAUUGGGAUUUCUUACUUUAUUGCUUCUGUUGAAAUUUUCCAAGCGUCGUGAUUAGUCAGAAAUGUUUUCAAUUUACAGCUGCCAAAAUUCUUGCGAUGUUGCAAUCUUACGAAAUCGUGACAGAAAACCACGCAGUCAAGAAGCCAGUGAAUUUGACCAUACAAAUGUGACACAGAAGUAAACUGUUCCCCUUAACAAGUACUAGAAGCACUAGAAAGUUUUGGAGAAUAUGCUCAAGUUUUAAUGUGAAGUAAUUUGCAUAAAGAAGGCUCUAGUGUACAUAUUUCCCAAAGGCUAUUUCUGUAAAUAUUUGUUGGUUCUAUUACAACUGAUGUUAAACACUUGCGCCUUACGGUCUCUAUGUAUUUAUCCAAGCUGACGGCAUCGAUGAAGCUUUUCAUUUAGAAAGAUACAGUGUAAGGUCACACUACCUAUAUUAUGUAGUGGUCAGUAAUAUUAUAUUUUGUUCCCUUAAUUCACAUUUACAAUCGAAGUGUCUCAUCUGAAAGCAUUCAUUAAUGUAACAUAUCCCCUACAUGUAAUGGAUUGGUAGCUACAUCCGGUGUGACAGCGUGAGUGUGGUGAUGAUGGAGUGUAACAUUAUUAGCAUCUUUGUCACUAAAGUGUUACCACUGUGUUGAUGCUUUCCAGAGUUGCUCAUUAAAACUCAUAGUACCGGUGUCGUACUGAUUAAUUUAAUCAGAUUUUCAAAUUUACAUUUGGAUCAAUAAUAGCCAACAGAUUCCCCAGCCCUGUUAUUGAAACCUUGCAAUUACCAACCUAUGUAGUGAGCAAUUACUAUGAGGCUAUUCCUUGAUUAGUUGGAUUGGUGAUCAAAGCAUUCAUAUCUGUAGUUCAAAAAUGUUUCGGAACUUUCAUAUUGAGAGUUUGGGUAGUGUGUCCUCUCCAGAAACGGCCGCUUUUUUCCCCUUCAAAUUCAAUUGAAAUGAAGUACAUACGAAGAGUUCGUUCGGGCAUAGGCAAUUCUUAGGGAUGGACCAAUGCAAUGGCAGUAACAAAUCUAGAGAAUUCCACAUACUUGUCUACGUUGUGAACAAACAUGAAAGUCCCACUAUAUGAGUGAGUUUUCUUUCCCGCGUAUCGGCCAAGGAACUGAGCUGUAGGUAACACAUUGCUUACUACUUCGACAAGAUAACGAAUGUUUUGUCACGUGGCUGAGUGCAUUAUGUGGUGUCGCGGGUUGGCAGAAAGGCUUCCCUGUUGUGUGAUUAAGGGAGGUGUCGAGUGUGUGGAUUGUGAUCCCAAGGUGAAUUUUGGCGUGACGGGUGGGUGGGGGAGGGUCCCCCGCCGAAGGCAUGCCCCUUUGUGACCCAGAUCAGAAUACAGAAAAGAGCCUUGUGUAAAAUGAAACGAAUAGAGCGCCCUCUGAUUUUAUGCGCGCCCCCUACGGCUACAGCAUGUCAGAUUAUUCACUAUUAUUUUGUACUAUCGCAUUUGCAAGUCGCCAGUCGAGAAAAGAACUUAUUGCUUUGGCAACCACGCAAGCUGUGUCUCCCUUUCCUGUAUAAAAUUAAGUAAAGAUUGGUUGCGAGAAGAAAUCUUAUCACUCCCAUGUAGUUUUGUGGUCAUCAUUCCGUUCCUAAAUAGUACCAGCUGUGACAAUUAUGGCGAAAAAGUAAAAGUAAAAAUUUAAAAGUUGACUAAAAUGCCACAUUGUAUGGCGAAAAAAAUCGCUUGCGUAGAUGUAGUAUAGCCAAGAUACAUGUAUGCAGUUUCAUUAAUUAUUGUCAGAGGCCUUAUUGCAGUAGUGGAACACGUUACGCCCCAAUAUCGCAAUGGAUUUGGGCUUGUCCCAACCGUAGAUGGGACUUGGUGGGACACGAUGUUUGUUUAUUACGCAACUACACUAUGUACUUUCCCAUAGGGAAAGGGUUAAUUGCCAGUCUUGAGAGAAGACUAGUCUUCGUGCACGCCUCUUGGAAGCUGGCUUCCCCUGUUGAAAUGUCGGUCUUAACUUCCCUUUAAAAAAAGAGCCACGAUUAUAGCCUUUAUUCAAGUUUGGUUAUCCCAGCGUAUUAUGUAGAAAUAUCUGCUGUUGGGACAGGCCCUAACUAUAGCUGGGACAAGAUGCUAGAAGUUGGGGCGUAACAACCAGAUUCAUAAUAACAUUUAUUAUUAUUAACGUUACAUAAUAACGUUAUUGUAUAACCAGUGGAGGAAAUAAGUAAAAUAUUAAAAUGCGUAGCAGUGACACGGUUUUGGCACUUGUUCGUGUGUUCGCGACAGAGUAUUUUAUUUAGUCUGGUUAAAUGAAUCAAGUUAAACUGAACGAAAUAAAAAGUGACAUUGUGGUCUCAAACGAAAA
Messenger RNA from Acanthaster planci (crown-of-thorns starfish), 3609 nucleotides. RefSeq lists its product as uncharacterized. The record is from RefSeq and is a predicted model, not a curated record. Lineage: Eukaryota; Metazoa; Echinodermata; Asteroidea; Valvatida; Acanthasteridae.